AUGAUUGCCAAGAGAAGGCCACGAGCUACGCGACAAGGUCCUGGCUCCGAGACCAAAUCCGCGGGGGUUAAAGUCACUAAAGUAGACAGAGUCAGUGGCUCGGGCUCACAUUUCACAGCUCUAGUAGACGACAAUUGCAUGGAGGAAGAUUUGGUCCAACCAAGUAAGAACUCUACGCCAUGCCCGCCAGCUGAAACUUACUCGGGAAGGGAGUCUAGAGAGAAGGAGCCGGCAGGAGGCAAGGUCAGGUCUACCAGUACGAACAAGGGAGGAAAUGCAAAUGGUCACCCACAUACGACUACCUCCAUGCCCAAGAAGACCGGCGAACCCUCCUCCCAAUUGAAAACCACUAGCGAGGUAUGGAGGGAGACUCUUCCGCAGCAUGGGGACCCUUCCCUGAGUCAGCAGCAAGAGUUGGGAUUAACCCAUCAGCCAAAUACCAUGCCCAUGGACACCAGGGAAGCAGCCGAGGAUGCCUCCCUCACAAACGAUCCUAUCAGUCGAGAUGAGAACAAUCAGACACUCAUUGCGCCUGCAGUGGGCCAUCCUCCUAAUGCCGAUCUAAACUCACUCAGUUUAAUGACAGAAGGGACAAACACCAACGUGAAAUUGAUGCCCGCAGGGAACAGCGAUGGAGCCAUCCAUCAGUGA
This is a messenger RNA of Linum trigynum, 651 nucleotides long. The record is from the annotation of a GenBank genome assembly. Lineage: Eukaryota; Viridiplantae; Streptophyta; Magnoliopsida; Malpighiales; Linaceae.